AUGGCCCUGUGCGCACUGCCAAUGUAUCGUGGAUGUAAUAUGAUGGUGGAUGUAAACAUUCAUGAGGUGGAGUGCAUUUGGCUGAUGCCUGUGGAUUGUGCCCUGAGGUGUUGUUGGGUGGUGACCAACAUGGAGGUGGUUCACAGGAAGUGGCGAUCUGAAUCUGCCAGGUUAUAUCACAGAUAUCAUGCCUUGGCACCAGAGAUUGUACCACGUUACUUCAAUGAUAGUGCAGAUAUCAAGCUACCUCUGGAACUCAUUAGCGAGAUGCCAGAGCUAAAGGAAAAUCCCUUUCACCAAAAGCUUCUUCAAGUAUUUUCUGAGGAUAAGCAGGAUAACAUGUCAUUUAAUGACUUUCUAAAUAUGUUCUCUAUCUUAAGUGAUCUGACACCUCAACAUUUAAAGGCAUAUUAUGCAUUUAAAGUAUACGACUUCAACAGUGAUAACUUCAUUUGCCAAUCAGACCUGGAGGUGAUGCUUGGUAAGCUUACAGGUGAUGAUGAACUGUCACAUGAAGAAGUUCAAUUGGUGUGCCACAAAAUCAUGGAGGAAGGAGACCUAGAUGGUGAUGGAAAGCUUUCAUUCGCUGACUUUGAGUACAUGAUCACUCGUGCUCCAGAUUUUAUGAGCACUUUCCACAUUAGAAUCUGA
Hemiscyllium ocellatum (epaulette shark) is the source of this 651-nucleotide messenger RNA. RefSeq names its product calcium and integrin-binding family member 3-like. The record is from RefSeq and is a predicted model, not a curated record. Bases 1 to 651 code for a protein of 216 amino acids. Lineage: Eukaryota; Metazoa; Chordata; Chondrichthyes; Orectolobiformes; Hemiscylliidae. Gene Ontology annotation, molecular function: calcium ion binding. The transcript is spliced from 5 exons.